This is a messenger RNA of Fragaria vesca subsp. vesca, 2198 nucleotides long. RefSeq names its product polyol transporter 5-like. Gene Ontology annotation, cellular component: membrane. Gene Ontology annotation, molecular function: carbohydrate:proton symporter activity. The transcript is spliced from 3 exons. Gene Ontology annotation, biological process: transmembrane transport. The coding region runs from base 116 to 1723 and encodes 535 amino acids. NCBI's taxonomy places the organism in Eukaryota, Viridiplantae, Streptophyta, Magnoliopsida, Rosales, Rosaceae. The record is from RefSeq and is a predicted model, not a curated record.
AGCUCAAACCCAACUAUACUACCGCACACUUACUUCAUCCUCCUCAAAUUGUUCAUCACCACAUACCACAUCUCUCUUAAUAUCUCCGAGUCCGUCUCUAGUUUACUAACGAGAGAUGGCUGACCGGAGAGCUGAAGAAAAUGCCGUCUCCGGCCAACCCACCCAGAAAGCUAUUGCGGACUUCGAUCCCGCGCCCAAACCCAAGAGAAACAAGUAUGCUUUUGCUUGUGCUAUGUUGGCUUCCAUGACUUCUAUCCUACUCGGUUAUGAUAUUGGUGUAAUGAGUGGAGCGGCCAUCUUCAUCAAAGACGACCUCAAAAUCUCCGACGUGCAGGUCGAAGUUCUUAUGGGAAUUCUGAAUCUCUACUCCCUCAUCGGCUCCGCCGCCGCUGGCAGGACGUCCGACUGGAUCGGACGUCGGUAUACCAUAGUCCUCGCCGGAGCCAUCUUCUUCGCCGGAGCUCUUCUCAUGGGCUUCGCCACCAACUACUCCUUCCUCAUGUUCGGGAGGUUUGUUGCCGGAAUCGGGGUUGGUUAUGCCCUCAUGAUUGCCCCUGUCUACACCGCCGAGGUUUCGCCGGCGUCGUCUCGUGGUUUCCUCACAUCUUUCCCUGAGGUGUUUAUCAAUGCCGGAAUCUUAUUGGGGUACAUAUCGAACUGGGCAUUCUCCGAGCUCGCACUUAACCUUGGGUGGCGUCUCAUGCUCGGCGUCGGCGCCAUCCCCUCCAUCUUCCUUGCCAUAGGCGUCUUAGCCAUGCCGGAAUCCCCUCGCUGGCUCGUCAUGCAGGGCCGCCUUGGGGACGCCAAGAUAGUCCUCGACCGAACAUCAGACUCCAUGGAAGAGUCCAAACUCAGACUCGCCGACAUCAAAGAAGCCGCCGGAAUCCCCGAACACUGCAACGACGAUAUCGUUCAAGUCGCAAAACGCAGCCACGGUGAAGACGUAUGGAAAGAGCUCAUCCUCCACCCUACCCCCGCCGUCCGUCACAUUCUCAUCGCCGCCGUUGGUAUACACUUCUUCCAACAAGCCUCCGGUAUCGACGCCGUGGUUUUGUACAGCCCUAGAAUCUUCAAAUAUGCUGGAAUCACGUCAAAGAACAAACUCCUCCUCGCCACCAUCGCCGUCGGAUCCGUCAAGACAAUCUUCAUCCUCGUCGCAACGUUUCUCCUGGACCGGAUAGGACGCCGCCCUUUGCUUCUUAGCAGCAUGGCGGGGAUGAUAGCCUCAUUAGCGUGUCUCGGUUUCGGCCUCACCAUCGUCGUCCACAGCGACGAGAAGGUCAUGUGGGCCGUCGUGCUUUCCAUCACCAUGGUACUAGUCUACGUCGCGUUCUUCUCCAUCGGAAUGGGCCCCAUCACCUGGGUCUACAGCUCCGAGAUCUUCCCGUUAAAGCUACGUGCCCAGGGGUGCAGUAUCGGAGUCGCCGUCAACAGAGUCGUGAGUGGGACACUCUCGAUGACUUUUAUAUCCCUCUACGAGGCCAUUACUAUCGGCGGAGCCUUCUUUCUUUUCGCCGGAAUUGCGGCCGUUGGCUGGGUGUUCUUCUACACAAUGCUGCCGGAGACACAGGGGAGAACCCUUGAAGAUAUGGAGGUUCUCUUCGGGAAGUUUCACAAGUGGAAAAAGGCCAAUGCUCUGCUCAGGAAUAAGCGUGUGGAUCCUAACAGUAACGACACCGCCAAUGGUGGUCAGGUUCAGUUGGGAACAAAAGGGCAAGAAUAAGGUUGGUGACGGCAAAAUAUAUAGUAGCUAGAGUAGAAGAAGCUCAAUGAACAUCUCAACCCUUUUAGUCUGAAAAUUAUUGCAUGCGUCCGGAUUAUAUAUAACCGGCACAUAUGAAAGCUUAAAUCUUAAACAGAAGGCAAAUGGUAGUAGAGGAGUGUCCAUGGCUGGCCCUUUCGAGGAGAACAAUCAAAUGCAGUGAAGAAAACAGAGUUUUAUUAUGUAUAUAUUCAUUGUACAAGGUUGUGCUCGACGUAAUUUGCUCACCAUUUGUGCGUUUUCUUCUUUUUCUGAGGGAACUCUUCAUGAGACCUAUCUCAGAAAGUAGCACGUGCUAGUAGCAGUCCUGAAUGAUUUAUCAUGCAUGUAACUUCAGAUCAUAAAUAUGUUAUCAAUUUUCAACUGAUUCAUGUCUCUAAAUUCGGGAUAAAUAUUUGUAUGAACUUAAAAAUUUGACAACGCCAUUAUAGACUCC